UCUAAAUACAACUCUGAAACUUCCAUUUCAUAUCAUUUCUCGUGUACACAGCGACGAAGCAAACACAACGGCGUUAAAUGAUGGGAAGGAACAUAAAGCGUAAAAAUUUAGAGGAUUAAAUUUAAUUAAUUUAAAUGAAGUGUGAAUUGUGUAUAACAUGAAAGUAAUGAGAAAAUGCACAUAUAGUUGCAAUGAUCGCAGUAGGUAAAGUGGCUUUGCGGAGUCAUGUGUUCGUGGUUAGACCUAGUGCAAACGAAAAGGCUGAAGUGAAAUAAUUCACACAGGAGUGGCAACAUGGAAUGCUUGAAAAACGAGAAUCAAAUUUUGUGCUAUAGUUUUUCCAUUUGGUGAAAUGGUCGUGCGAUUCUUUUCUUUUCAUCAAAAUCAUAUCACAAAAAAAUUUUUGAUUACUGUUGCACUCUUCACUUCUUUUAAUUAGUCAUAUAAUCUUCAUAAUAUAUAUAUACAUAUAAGAGUGGUAGAGGCGUUAAGCCUACCCUGUAAAAUAAAAGUUGUGCAAAGAAAAAGGCAACAACCAAGUAUAAUAAAGUGAAAGCGAAUGAAAAAGGGAAAUCUGGGAUUAUUGUAAAAACAACUAUGUCAAAAAACGUGUGGUACGUGGAACGUGUGGCUGCUUAGAAGUGAAAGAAAGGGAAAUAAGAAAAGUGGGAAGUGUAUUGUGGCGGGCAGGGCGACAUAACAGCUGCCACAAACCAUAAUAUAACCCCAGAAAAUUAAAGUUACAGUGCCCACAUUUUCGUGUAAUUAAGUAAAAAAGAUCGAAUUGGGGUCGAAUUGCAGAAGUUCUGCGAAAAUCAUUGCAAAUUAUUUACUGGUAUAAAUAAUAAAAAUGUCCAGCUGGGCGCGACGUGCAGCAGAUAUUAGCAGUGUUGUCACUUCUUGUGGGCAUCCCGGCGCUUCGACGCCAGACUAUACCUAUAGAUUGGAGAAAGUUAAGUUUGGUGUACCACUUGAAGAAGUCUGUAAAAACAAUGAAAACAUUCCAGGACCUCUUUUGGUUCUAAUACUUAAAUUAAAUAAAGAAUCACCAAAUAGAAGAGACGUUUUUCGUGCCCCUGGUCACCAGGGUGCUAUGAAAAAGCUAAUACAUUUUCUGCAGUCGGGUCGUUUAGUGAAUGUCGACAAUUAUUCAGUUUAUACGAUUGCAAGUGUGCUAAAGAAAUUUUUGCGAAAAAUUCCCAACGGUAUAUUUGGGCGAACGGGCGAAAAAGAAUUAUUUGACAUUAUUGAAUUGGAGAACGAAUCUGAGCAGAUGGAACGUUUGCAUAGACUAUUUACAUCACUGCCGAAAUACACUCAACGUUUACUAGUUUUACUCUUUGGUACAUUCCGUGUUAUUGCCAGCAAUGCAACACAGGCCAGUACAGGCAUGACCAGCGAAGCCCUGGGAGUUUCAGUGGCCCCAAGUUUCUUUCAAUCCUGCGUUAGUGAUGGGAAAACAGCACGUAUGGAGGAUGUCCUUAAAUUUAAGGUGGCCACAAAAAUUAUGAAGCAAAUAAUCGAUAAAUUUGCUACACAUGAUUUAUUUGGACGCGAAAAUUACGAAUACUAUGCGCGCGUUACUGGGCGCAUACUCAAAGUACAGGAUGAAUGGAUUUGUAGUUUUCAAUAUCCACCUCCACCACGUGGUAAAUUGGCACAGCAGAAGUAUGCACUGCAACACUCCUUGGAGGCAGAAAAGACAUGGUUACAGUGCCAGUGUGAGCGUUGGGGUUUGCUUGCUCAGGAAGAAUCCCGCUCAACGCCUGCCUUGCUAACAAGCUCAAGCUCAGCUUUAGACAACAGUGUGCUUUCAUUGGGCGUAACACCAGAACAUUCGUUUAUUGAAUCAUGUGCACGCCUGUCUGUCUCUUUAGAAGGACCAAGUUUAUUUGCGAUGACAUCAUCGCCCAUACCGAAGCGAAACAUACAAGAUUUGCAACGCGACACCGACAAUGAUGCUGACGUCGAUGAAGAGAAUUUCGGCGACGAAGAUGCAGAUGCCAACGAUGACGGCGAAGUAGAAGACUUUGCCGCUGAACUCGAAAUAAAUAACGACGAAGGUUUCGAAAACAAUCCGAAACCCAACUUUCCACCACGUAUGGCGGUGCAAAGUGGCAUAUAUAGAGUAGCAAAAACCACAGGCAAUAACCGCUAUGCAGCGCAUUACAACGCUGCUCUGAAUACUACUUACACUGUCAGUAUUGACAACGACGAUGUUGUGGAUUCUAAUGAUGAUGAUGGCAAUGACGAAGUGAAUAUUGUAAGACGUCGCUAUCGUCAAAAUAAAAAGAAAAUACUAACUCAAACUAGAAUGCAACAUCAGCGACGUUUGCGCGCCGGCUCAAAAAGUCUUGAUGGUGGCGAUCGCGUCUUGCAAACGCCCAUGAAUAAUGAGACAAACGAAAAUAGAAACAAAAUGAAGAACAACAAAAUGCAGAGCACCACGACAACACAGAUGACUAGCGGUGGCAUUAAAGCAACUACACGCACUUGCAGUCGUUGUAAUCGCGGUAUACGUCAUUCGUCUUCUUGUUCCUCGGCUUCUGGAGGAGGAGCUGGUAGCGUAGGGAAUGGCAGCGGUAUGACUAUGGAAGAAUUACGCGCUGUUAAUCGCUAUGCCGAGAGUACAAAGAGUCUUUCUUAUUUGCCACAGGUCCAUGAGCGCCAAACAGCACGCAUGCGCACACGGUCAGAAUGGUUUUUGGGUCCUAGAGAUAGUGAACUGGCAUUGAAUUUGCCUACCCCAUGCAGCAAUUGUUGUCUGGCUGCAGUUCAAAAGCAGCAGCUACAGUUACAGCAGCAGCAACACUCACACUUUCAAGCACAUGGCUAUCUCGGAGGCGGCAGCACACGCGACAUGCGCGCACAUUGUGGCAGAUUUGCCGACGACGAGGAUGACAGUGUGCGCAAUUUAAUAGUUAGCAAUAGUGGUGGCCAUAAUGCCAAUGCGCUCUAUUUGUAUUAUAAGAAACGGCUACAACAGCAACAAAAAACGAACGCCAGUCCCCAACCGGUAAUGCAAACGGAGCAUAUGGAGACGGAUGAUAGCUGCAAUGCUUAUGAAUGUGGUCCACCAAUAUAUCAAUGUAAGCAGAAUUUACAAGUUGAAACGCCCAACGUAUACUCACAAUCACCUAAACUUCGUUUAAUGGAACCAACAUCAUCGACGCAUGCGGCUGCGUCUAACAGCUCCGGCCGUACCAUGUAUUUGGACCCGAAAACGACAGCAAAAAAUAUCGCAACAAAACCAGUGUCAACACAUUAUGAACCACAUCAACGCAAUCAUCAACACUUUAGUUUUCAAACCAGAAACAUUGAUUCGCAUUCAUACUUGCAUAGACAUUCACAAUCAUCGAAUCAUCAACGCCAACAUCAGGCACCUAAGCGUGGUUCAAAGCUGCCCAGUCACUACCAUUCAACCGAUUCCGUGCGUUACUGUGAUGUAGACUUAGAUGUGGAAAUAGUAACCGAACCGACCAUACCCACAUCUCGUCUGUUUUAUAGUCCGCGUAAGCAAAUAUUCUCUACCAGACGCUGUAAUUCCACACACGAUCUUUAUAAAAUUGAUGUUGCUGAUGCUGAGGUCAACAGCGAUCUCGAUCAUAAUUAUCUAACAUAUUCGCUACCGAGCGACCACAAUCAAGCCGAUUUUGGUACAGUCACAGUGCCAUCUACACUCACUAAUCGUGCCGAGUCUUGCGAAAUAUAUUCGGAUUCAUCAGAAUUCUUGAAUGCUAGUUUGUUGGAUAACUCCUUAGCGACUGUUUCAUCAACAAGCGCGAUAAAUGAUGCCAGCGGCUUACCACUUGCCGCUGCUGAAGAAGUUGAUUUUAUACCUACGUCUCGCUACAGACAGAGUACGCCACGCGUUCAACGUCGUCAGCAACGGUUGAGACGACGGCAACGUUUGUCUUCCACAUCAACGCAAUAUCACUCGAUGAACUCGACAAAUGCUAGUAGUUUGUUGAUGACGACGGCGGACGGCGGAAACGGCAGUGAAAGUGUUGGCAACAUCCGUUUGAGUAACAGCGCCGAGUCAAUUCAAUAUCCCCUCACAACUGCGCGACGUCCAUCCACCCGACGAUUAAUUGGCGUAAACGUCCCACGGCAAUAUCCAUUGCGUUCUUCAUUGCGACGCAACAGGGAAAAGCAGGUCGGUAGUGGUAAUACAACCAACGGCAGUGGCAAUAGUGUCACCGAUAAUAAUGGUCUACUCACAGAAAUUGUCGGGACAGUUGGAGCAGUUAGAGGUAUGUUGCCGGUUGCCACAGCACCGCCAUCAGUGCGCAACUCAAUUGCGGAGUGUUGCAGCAAUAUCGAAACCGUGCACGAUGGUCAACAUAUUCUUGUACCAGCAUUUCCAUUUAAUCGGCUAGAAGACUACGGAAGUUCACUGGAACGCAAGCGAACGCAGUUGCGCUCGAGUAUGGAUGAUGAUAGUGAACGAACUACUCUGAUAAAUGUGCGCAGCAGCAGAAGUGGUACUAUGUGUGAAUUUGGCGCUAUGCUAAUGGAUUCCACUAAGACUAUAAAAGGCUCCGAUAAUGUGGAACCAACAUACGUUGAUGUAAGCGGCAACAACAACUUAGUAUAUGCGACAACCAGAAUCAUUAAUAAUAUUCCAACGCUGAUAACAACGCGAAACAUGGAAAAUGUCGUAAGUGCGUCAACGACGGGGCAACAAGAAAGUAUGUCCACACAAAAUCAAAGCAGUGAAGGUGUUCAAACGGGAGGGGGCGUUUCGACAAUUACUUUCAAAGUGCCGCGUGUAUGAAAAUUGUAAAAAAGCAUGGAUUCCCAACUACAUAAGGAGAAAGGAAUACUCCCAAAGUGGUGGUAUACAUAGUUAAUAAGUAAAGAAAAUCAGAUAAAAGCAAAAUAUCCUUCGAUAUUUUGGCAGCAGGGUACAGAAACACACAUAUUUUUCUGUAUUUAUAUAUCUAAAAAUUUAUAAAACAUAACAAAUCAUAGCAAUUUCAACUGAAAUCUCGGCUCUUAGAAACUACUUAAAAACGUCUGUCAUUAAUUUGAAACUUUUAGAGGACUAUUGAAAUGAAUUGACUUAUGAAGAGUAUAGAAAUGCUUAAUUUGCAUGUUAUUUGUGCACUGGAAUAGAUUCAAUAAUUUUUUAAUAAUUAUAAAAAAAAUUUAUUAGCAUAAACUGAUUAGAGAAUUAAAAAUUUUCAUAAGUAUAACAAUGUUUUAAAUUACAGUUCGUUUACAUGUACAUAAAUAGUACAAAUGUAAUUGAUAGCGUAUUCGUUUUUUGUUGUUUAGAAAGUCGUUAGGAUAAAUUCGCUAAAUAAAUAAAAUAUCAAUACGUUAUAUGCUUUUAUAUGUUAGCUCGCAUAAUUGUAAAAAUAACACUUGAUGUGCAUAAAACUGCAUCUAUAUGUGUAAAUAUAUUAAAAUCAUAUUCCAUAUAUAUUUCGAAUUUGUGGUUGGUGUCUUCUACUAUUCAUUUUAUAUACAUAUAUACAAAUAUAUUUGUUUACUUAUAUUAUUAUAUUUACAAAUAUAUAUAUGUUAUAACGGGUUUAUAAUUCGUUGAUUUAAUUCAGUAUUAUUCGAAUACAUUAGUUUAAAAUUCUAAGCCAUUUACUGCCGAAAUAUAUGAAAGGUCAUAGCAGGUUUUUGCUAAAUAUUAAAAAUGUAAAAACUAUUAAAUUUAAUGAAAUAUCUAUUUUUUUUUAUAAAAUGGAACAUAUGGUGUAAAUAAUGAAGCAUAAUUAAUUUUUGAAAAUAAAUUAAACAAAUUGUGUGUGGUGAAUAAGUUUCCUAUACAAGUGGCCAGUGGUCAAUAUUUUUUGUAAGUCCAACUCAAACACUUAUCAUUUGUACAAUUGCACAAUUACUUUUAGAAAAAAACAAAUAAUUUUCGAACAUUCUUUCACCACGUUUGUCACAAAAUAUCUACCAGUAUUGAAUACGUUUUUAUAGAGUUUGAACCGCCGAACAAUACAGCAGAGACGCAUAAAAUGUCCAUUGAAAUCUCACAAUCCGGUCCAAGUUCCUUUAUUUAGUAUUGAAAGCAAUUUCAUAAUUGAUCAUGUUCUCGUAUACAAACAAAUUAGUUUAUGAUUUUCUAUAAAAGCAAAGAAAACUUUCCAGAGAUUUUUGGAAACCUAGUUGACAUUAAAGGCUCUAAGCCGAUAUCCAUACUUCACGAUUUAAUAAUUAUUCAUUCCCCGCACUAAUUUUUAAAAAUCCACGAAAUCACACUAUUGCUUAAAGAAAUUAGUUUAAUUGAAAA
Molecule: messenger RNA, 6256 nt
Organism: Bactrocera oleae (olive fruit fly)
Lineage: Eukaryota; Metazoa; Arthropoda; Insecta; Diptera; Tephritidae
Gene: RhoGAP71E
Product: Rho GTPase activating protein at 71E
Biological process (GO): signal transduction
Molecular function (GO): GTPase activator activity
Source: RefSeq, a predicted model, not a curated record